This is a messenger RNA of Penicillium hordei, 1881 nucleotides long. RefSeq lists its product as uncharacterized. The record is from RefSeq and is a predicted model, not a curated record. Lineage: Eukaryota; Fungi; Ascomycota; Eurotiomycetes; Eurotiales; Aspergillaceae. Bases 1 to 1881 code for a protein of 626 amino acids. Gene Ontology annotation, cellular component: membrane. Gene Ontology annotation, biological process: metal ion transport; transmembrane transport. The transcript is spliced from 4 exons. Gene Ontology annotation, molecular function: metal ion transmembrane transporter activity.
AUGGAUGGCCUACCUUUACGCCUGUUUAACUAUGUCAAUUUCCAAGGCCAGGGCCAAAGUGCAGCUGCAAUGCCAUAUCACGACGAUGACGAAAUGAACUUCUCCUUUCUCCUCAACUACCCCUCAACAAAUUCCAGUCACGCCAACACGCGAGCGCUAGUUCUGGAUUUUGAAGACCAAAACAUUAGCUUUCAAGGAGUGGCGGCAUUGACGCUCCCAUCAUCCAGAUUGGAUGAAUCUCGAAGUCCCGAUGAGCCCUUGAUCAUCCUAUACAUGGCUAACAGCGCCAUGCUACCUCUUAUUGAAAAUCAUUGGGGUGGGAUAGAAAACUCAUGGAGAAUGAAUCGCCUUCUUCGGUGCCCCCUCUGGUUAUACAUCGACCUGCUCCAGGCAUGCGGCCACUGGUCCGACGUGUGGGGGGUGGCGGCACACGACCUGGCUUGGCGCAACACGCAGGCAUACCGAGAGACCUCGAGAAGCUCGACAUUGCGACUCACCCGGAGGUUGCACAAAGCUACAUCGAACGUCAUCACACUACGCGAGAACCUGAGGCUUCACAUAUCAUCCACCGAGCAAUUUCGGGAAUACGUCGAGAAGAAGCAGUAUCAGCCAUUUCCGAUGCCAGAUGAUUACCAGACCACGCUGAGCGAAAGAACGGGCGAGUUACUGCAGGAUCUUCGUCAUCACUGGGCAACUUCAGACGUUAUCCUCGAGCAGUUCAAGAGUCUGAUGAGCUUGGUCUUCAACACGGAAACGGUGGCACAAGGACAAGCAGUUGCCCGUCUUAAUCUGCUCGCUUUCGCCUUCUUGCCUUUGUCUUUUGUAACUGGCAUAUUUGGAAUGACAACCUGGACAAUAUCUGCGAUCUGGUACCCUCUCUGGGCGUUUGUUGCCCUCGUUCUUCUCACCAUCGCUACAUACAUAGUGGGCAAAAUAUUGGUUGAAGACCGAGGAGGGUCAUCUUGGUUAUCGCGUCUUCAUUGGGGUCCUGCACAGAGCCCUAGGGCAGACGUUGAAUCGCGAUCCGCUCAGAAACCUCUUGAAUCGGCAGCUAUAGCACCAACUGCGGUUGUUACAGCCAAGAUGCGUCCAUCAGCAAUGGCGCAGACUUCACUUCAGCGAAUGGGCAGUUAUGGACGUAAUCAACGUGGAUCGCGGCGGGCGAAAAGACAAACUCAACUUGCUGAACGGGACGCACAUGCUAUUACUCCUCCCUCUGGUCAGCCCCAUCGCUCUCUACGGACUAGUCACCUCCCAUCUGUCGACUUAGUAUCGUCUGAUAUGGUAGACGAAAAUUCCGGAGGUGAAUUCAACACAGACCCGGACGAGACCUCUGCUACCUUUCCUCCUAGUCUUCCUGAAACAACAACCGUAUCAGACGCACAACCCGCUGUUGAAAUAAAUCGCCUCCACUAUGACAAUGGGGAAGAAGGGUCUGGUGUGAAAAAACAUGUGGCAUUCCAGGAUUAUAGAGGACCCAGAGCUCAAGUGGCGGGGAAAUCGCACGGAAGACACCAAGAAGGACUGGAUCUAGCAUACAAUCCCAACACUGAGACCGCAGAGAUGUACGACACGGAGAUACGACCUCCAGUGAAGCAGAGGCAGCGCCGGCGGGAGAAGUCUACACGUCAGCAAGGCACGUUUCAACAGAGUCUCGAUAUAAGUGUCCACGAGGCUGAAAUGCCGCGCCCUCUUGAGAUAGUGCCUUCUAAACCAGAUCGCACGCAUCCACAAUCGGUUGACCUGAGCACCAGAGGUGUAUUAGAAGAUCCAGAAGAGAGAAUGAGGCCAGCGGAAUUGGUGCAAUCGGCAUCUAAACGUUAUAGCGCAUAUAGAGUAGGGUUAGCUUUGGUUGGGAAUACCCAGAGCGACGCCAAGUGA